Molecule: messenger RNA, 1284 nt
Organism: Triticum aestivum (bread wheat)
Lineage: Eukaryota; Viridiplantae; Streptophyta; Magnoliopsida; Poales; Poaceae
Product: diacylglycerol O-acyltransferase 2D-like
Exons: 10
Coding region: 1-1284 (427 amino acids)
Biological process (GO): triglyceride biosynthetic process
Cellular component (GO): endoplasmic reticulum membrane
Molecular function (GO): diacylglycerol O-acyltransferase activity
Source: RefSeq, a predicted model, not a curated record
AUGAACCCUCCUCCAGGAGGCGUGUUCGCUACCUCUUCUACUACAGUAUCAUUGGGAGGGUCGCUCCAGGUCGAGUCCCUCAACACCGAUCGUGAUGCCUGCGGGGAGUUUGGCAGCAACCGCGCCCUCCACGGAAACGGGGCUCGCCUCAUUGACCUGGGGGAACGUGAACAGACUGCACUAUCCUUUCGCAUGUACGACUUUUUGCAUACUGUUGUUGUGAGCAUUUGUUGGGAACCUGCUGUGGAAAUUAACAAAUGCCGCGUACGUUUAGUUUCAAUGGGCACCGCCGUCGCUACGGCCUACACUAUGGCGGGGGAGAAUGAGGAGGAUGGUUCGACAGUGUUCCGGCCAGGCACGGCGGCUUUGUCGCCGGUGCGCACUGUGGUGGCUUUAGCGUUGUGGCUUGGAGCCAUCCACUUCAAUCUGUUGCUUGUCUUGGCAUCCGUCUUCGUCUUCCCCGGACACAUCGCCGCCUUGGUACUAGGCACGCAGCUCUUCUUCAUGUUCGCUCCUGUGAGUAACACUAACGGAUGGGGGCGAAACGUCGCCAGGUUCAUAUGCAAACACGCGGUCGGCUACUUCCCCAUCACUUUGCAUGUGGAGGACUACGAUGCAUUUGAUCCCAAUACAGCUUACGUGUUUGGUUAUGAGCCGCACUGCGCUAUGCCCUUGGGCUUGUGGGUCCUUGCAGCCCCCAUGGGGUUUAUGCCUCUGCCGAAGAUGAAGAUCUUAGCGAGUAGCGCGGCAUUCUACACACCUUUCCAGCGGCAAAUAUGGACCUGGCUAGGGUUAGUUCCGGCAUCGAGAAAGAACUUCUCCUACUAUCUCGGAGCCGGCUAUAGUUGUGCCGUUGUGCCAGGAGGCCUGCGUGAGAUGCGAUAUAUGGAUCAUGAACCCGACUCAGAAGUUGCUUUCAUUAGAUCAAGAAAAGGAUUCGUAAGAAUAGCCAUUCAAACCGGUUGCCCUUUAGUCCCAGUGUUCUGCUUUGGACAAGAUCGUGUUUACAAUUGGUGGAGACCCGGAAGUAAUUUACUUGUUAAGAUUGUUGGAUUACUCAAAGCUCCCGCAAUUGUCUUCUGGGGUAAAUUCGGAACCUUCAUACCAUUUCGGUUGCCUAUGCAUGUGUUUGUUGGAAGACCUAUUGAAGUGACGAAAAAUAACCAACCUACAAUGGAUGAGAUAAAUGAAGUGCAUGAAAAAUUCGUGAUGGGUCUACAGGAGUUGUUCAACAAGCACAAGUAUAAAGCUGGAUGCCCUAACCUCCAACUACAAGUUAUAUGA